AUGAGCGUGUGCGCCUGCAGCGCUUCAUACCUGCGGAGGUGGCUGCUGACGGCUCUGUUGUUCUUGGCCGCCGCUGCGCCGCCGACGAGCGGUGAAUGCCCCGGCUCAUGCGCCUGCUAUGUUCCCACUGAAGUUCACUGCACCUUCAGAUACCUGACCGCAAUACCUGACCACAUCCAGCCAGCUGUGGAAAGAAUUAACCUCGGGUACAACAGUAUAACUGUCCUGAGAGAAGACGAUCUUUCAGGACUUGAUAACUUGGAGCUCUUGAUGCUGCACAGCAACACUAUCCACAGUAUAGAGGACAGAGCCUUCAAAGACCUCAAGUCUUUACAGGUCCUAAAGAUGUCCUUUAAUAAAGUUAAGAAAAUCAGCAAAGAGACAUUUAAAGGCCUGGACAGUGUGCUGAGACUCCACUUGGACCACAACCACAUAGAGUUCAUCAGCCCAGAGGCUUUCUAUGGCCUUACCAACCUGCAGUUGGUCCAUCUGGAGGGUAACCACCUCCAGCAGCUACACCCAGACACAUUCAUCACACUGAGACACAGCCAGGUGUUCAAGGUGUCCUCAGUAAAAAACAUCCACCUGUCAGACAACUUCCUCACCGCUCUGCCAGCAGAAAUUUUCUCAGGCUGCAGCGAGUUAGAGAAUGUCUUCCUCCAUGGCAACCCGUGGACAUGUGAUUGCCGGAUGAAGUGGUUCUCAGCAUGGGCACAGAGGAACACAGGUGUGCUGAAAUGCAAGCGAGACCGGAGAUAUGCUAGAGGCCAGCUGUGUCCUGUUUGUGAAAAUCCUGCCCCUUACCACAACAGACCUCUAUCCCUUCUCCCCGAUGAUGCCUUCACUUGUACCAAACCCUGGAUUCAACCCCAUCUUAAGAAGAAAAACAUCAGCUUGGAUGAGGGGGACUUUACUCCAGUCUCCCCCAAAGACUUUAUUGCCCCAUUAGGCUCCAUACAAAUGAACUUGACUAACCAGUUUCACAAUGAUGCAAGUCUGUCCUGCACUGUCCAGAGGCCCUCUGCUUUUGAGAACCUGACACAAACAUUGGAGGAGGUGGAGGGAAACAAUGUCACCUUACUUACUGCUGACAUAACCACAUAUUUAGUGUGUAAUAUUGACUAUGAACAUAUACAGCAGCUUUGGCAGAUUCUGGCCACCUAUAGUGACUCUCCUAUGAGACUGGAGAGAGGCUUUAUGCUGGCCAGAAGCCCAGAAAUGGUGUACAGGUAUAGUGAGCUGAAAACAAAAAAAGGAGAGGAGGGAAUUAACACAAACAUCGUGGCUGACAUUAAAUCCUCACCCGCAUGGUUGAUGCAGGGGGAAGUGAGCUUCCAGCUAGACCGCACUACUACCACCUACUCUACUCUGCACAUUAAGUACCAGUCUGUGGUCAGCUUACGUCUGGAAAACACAUCCCCUAAAAGAGAUCGCUACUCCUGGACCAUGAUCAAGCGAGAUAAUCAAACCAAGACUGAGCACACUGCAGUUACAGGGGGUGUGAUACAGCUGAGCUGUCAAAUCCAGGGUGAACCAAAGCCACUGUUGGAAUGGAUUUUACCUGAUGGAAGUAAGGUCAGAGCUCCUUUCUCCAGUGAGGACAGGAGGAUCAUAAUCACUGCUGAAGGAAAGCUCACUCUACGGGGUGUAGAUGCCUCAGACACAGGCAGCUACCGGUGCAUUGCCACAAACUACUUGGAUGCGGAUAUCCUUACCUUUCGAGUUACAGUUCUGUCCCCUGAUGUGGAAGAAACUGAGGUCAAUGGUAUCCAACUCUCAAGACCACUGGGUGAAAAUUUGGUUUUUGACUGCAGCUCCUCAGGGAGCCCUAAGGCUUCGGUGCAGUGGAUACUGCCUGAUCAUUCAGUAGUGGACACAUCUCAUGGCAACAGGAAAGUGUAUGAAAAUGGCACAUUGCUGAUUCAGGCACUCACAGAGAGGGACAGAGGAUUUUAUAGGUGUUUGGUUGCAAAUCAUCUGGGUGUUGACCUGCUCGUCUCGCAGGUGACAGUGACCGAAGGAAGGACUGAGACAGUAACCGUUUUGCACAGUGAGGGAUCAGGGACAGAGAUGGAAGACGAGGUUCACCCUCGCUUGCCUGAAAACACGGUCGCCCUCAAUGAGGUCCCCUCCUCCAGUCCCUCUGACAGAACUAGUCAGGAAUCCAGGACUGUCACCUCUGAUCGACCUUACCCCAAACACAGAUCACAAGGUAGAGGAGGCGCUAGAGGUAGAAUGGGACAGAGAAGGAGAGGACCAGUUGGCAACAGACGAAUUUGGAGUAGUAGGGUCUUUGAUAAAGCUUCCAGGAGAGUGGACCCCCAGAAAUUUGCUGAAUUGAUGAAAAAGGCUCAGGAUGGAUCAAGAGUAAAGACUGGCACAGAAUCAAACACUGGUCUUUCUGGUGAUGGGGAAAUUGGCUCUGGUGAGGAUCACAAUGAAGAUCAUCUCAUUAUUGUGCCGGGGACCAGUGAACGAACAACAUAUAAUCGUGGGAGAGGUAGAAUAUUUGGGCAAGAGAACAAACAAUCUGAAACUAUAAUACAGAGCGGAAAACAAAGUAAUGUAGCAACAACAGUGUCAUAUAUGCAGUCAGAUUCUACACCAAUCAAGUACACAUUCACAAACUAUCCAAAAGGAAGGAGUGAAAGUCAAAGUGAUGCAGUAACGCCAUAUAAUACAAUUUCACACAACACAGAUCUGCCUAGUUUUGAUGAGACCUCUGAAUUUUAUGCCUUGGAAAGAAGUACCAAGCCAGGCUUUAACAUGCGCCCAGUCACUCUCCAACUUAGUGUCACAGACUCCUUGCAAGAAACUCAGCUCCAUUUCUCAGGAGAACAACCUCCAGAACCAGACACAUCCACUUGGGCAUCACUCUCAUUUACCACAGACCCUAAUGUCACUCCAAUGAGGGAUGGUCCAGGCCAGGUAGUCGUUCACACUUCCACGGACCCAGAAAGCCAGACGACAUUCACAGCCGUUACCACCACAGAGAGACAGCAAGAUGAAAUAACCUUCCACACUACCCAAACAAUCAAAUCCCCUCACCUGCCUGCGGGAUCCACCAUCAUCUCCCGGCAGCAGAUCCAUAUCAUCCCACACAAGAAUGGCAGAGGAGGGGGCCGCAGGAGGACCUUCCAAGGCCGCAGGAGGAUCAUCAAGCCCAACAGGAUCACUGACAUACAGUCCAUCAUCAAUAAACUUAAGCAGCCCUCAGUGAAGAAGGAAGGGAAUGCAACAGUGCCAUAUAGGAUUGAACUUACCACAGACUGUUGUGAUAAAUACAAAAAGGUGACAAAUCUGCAGAUGGUCAAACCAACAGCAUCAUCAGGUUCAUCUUUAGAGGGAACAGAAAGACCUGCCUCUACACAAAAAACUGCAGCUUCUACAACGAACUAUUACAUCACUUAUAAGGCCCCCUUCACCCAGACAGAGUCAAGGCCAGAGGUUUCCAGUGGCUACAUCACCUCUGCUGAUGCUCCUGAGUUUGACCCCACAAUUGAUCCAUUUUUGACCACAGAUAAAGAGCCGUUGGUCUCAUCAACAGCGGCCACUACUACAACUGCCUCCAAGGUUAUUCGUGGAAGAAUACCAUGGAACAGACUGUUUGGAAGCAGAGAGAGAGAAAGGAUAAUGGGCAGGCUAAGAAAACCUUUCAUCACCCCAAAAACUACAACUACAACAACAACUGAAACUACAACGACCCUAACCACAACCCCUGCUGCUGUGCCCACAACCACUGCAAACUCAGUGGCUGAACCUGAGACUCUGUCUCCAUCAAGACACACAGGAAACAAAGAGGACUCCAUUAAUGAUGAUUAUGGAGAUUUGUCUUCUGCAGAUUUUGAGUUUACAACAUCAGGCCCCAGCACUUACCACCUGACGACUACCAGUUCAUCAUAUUACUCAAGGUCUACCACCACCGCUGAAACGCUGCCAGAGUCACAGGCUCUACCUUCCCCAUCGACUGUCAAACCACCUACAGUUGAAAAUCCAGAUGAAGCCAUAUCAUCUGGGUCUGGAGGACUACCUGAUAAUUGGCUUGUAGUCAGACAGAGGCCUGGUGGGACAAGAGGAAGGCAAGGGCGCAGAAGGAGGCCCUUUAUGGGUAGGAGACCCUUUAAGAGACCUGGAAUCACCAAAUUACCCCCAAGUACCACAACUGAGACUUUAACUACAGAGGUAACAACAAUGGAAACUGCAAUGGAAACAACCACACUACCACAACAUACUGUUUCAUUCUACAAGCCCCUGUACACGCCAUCAAGGAAAGAGGACAGAACUGUGAUAACUGUUUCCACUGAUGAAACAUCAAAAGAAGAGGAAGACUUAUAUGAGGAAUCUGAGUGGAGCACAUUGAGCAGUGUUCUCACCUAUACUACAACAAGGACGUCUGCAAUCCCCUCACCGACACUCUCCCCCACCACUACAUUCAAGCCAACUAUGACAAAAGGGCCUUACACAACAGUUUGGACCAGAGUCCACAGCAAUGUUAGACCACCGUCACAGAGGUACAAUGGUCACAACACUCCUAGGCCAGCAAUCAGGAGAAUCAGACCCACUGUGCAGAGCAGUGGUGUUAGAGGCAGUGCCGGUAAUGGAUUUUCUUUCGACUCAAUGACCAUUCUUAGAGCUGAGCAAGGAUAUACCAACACCCGGGCACCAUAUAACAACAUUGGCAAUCCAUCUGUAUUGAGUGUCAAUGUUGCUGAUUUUGAACCCACCACAAAGGUCAUGACAAGCAAACCUAGGAUAGUUGGAGGCAAUGCAGCCAGCUUCACUGUGUUAUCCAAUUCAGAUGCUUUCCUGCCAUGUGAGGCAGUUGGAAACCCCCAGCCAACGAUAACUUGGAAACGCUUCUCAUCAAGCACAGGAAACACCAUUACCAUGAAGGGGAGGAUGGGUAAGUUUGAGGUGCUGAACAAUGGCACCCUGUUGAUCCAGAAUGCCAACAUUAAGGACCGUGGCCAGUACCUCUGCCUAGCUGAGAAUGAUCAUGGAUCAGAUAAACUUCUUGUCACUGUUUCAGUAGUGGCCUACCCCUCACGCAUCCUUGAGCCAAAAAUGCGUGAGAUAAAGUCUUAUGCAGGAAACACUGUGGAGAUGAAAUGUAAAGCAGAGGGUCGGCCCACACCCAUGAUAUCCUGGAUCCUGGCUAACAGAACCCAGGUCAGGGGACAGACCACAGAGAAGGGAAGGGUAUCGGUAUCUGCUGAGGGGACUCUGGUCAUUGAGCAGGUGUCUGUUUAUGACAGAGGUCAUUACAAAUGUAUUGCCAGUAAUCCAGCUGGAGCUGAUACUGCUACAGUCCGACUGCAGGUGGUGGCAGCUCCACCAGGAAUCCUGGAGGACAAACGACAGCAGGUGAAAGCUGUUGAGAGCCAGACCUUAUGGCUACCCUGCACUGGCCAAGGCAGUCCUCAGCCAACCAUUCACUGGGUCCUCCAUGACGGGUCAAUUGUGCGAUCUAAGAGACCUAUCAGUAACGCAAGGAUAUCAGUGUUUGAGAAUGGAACCCUCCUCAUUAAGGAUGUUACUCAAACAGACAGCGGAAAAUAUGAAUGUAUUGCUACCAGCUCUACUGGCUCAGAGAGAAGAGUGGUGACUCUGACAGUAGAGAGGCAAGUGUCUGCGCCUUUGAUAGUGGAGACUUCCAAGCGUAUGACAGAGUUGUUCUUCGGAGACCAGCUGAGACUAAACUGUUCAGCUACAGGAGACCCUAAACCCAGGAUCAUUUGGAGGCUGCCUUCUAAAGCUGUGGUGGACCAGUGGCACAGGAUGGGCAGCAGAAUUCAGGUCCUGGAUAAUGGUACACUUACUGUUAGCUCUGUGAGUGAUAAAGAUGCUGGAGACUAUAUCUGUGUGGCACGAAGCAAAAUUGGUGACGAUCUCCAGCUCAUGAGAGUGGGUGUGUCAAUGAAGCCAGCCAAGAUAGAGCCUAAGCUCCAUGGAAAGAAGCAGGUUCUGUACGGUAAAGACUUGAAAGUUGACUGUAAAGCCUCAGGAUCACCAAAACCAGAGAUCUCCUGGGGUCUACCAGAUGGUACAGUGGUCAACAGCGCUCUUCAGUCUGAUGCCAGCAGUGGAGGAGGGCGAGCACGACGCUAUACACUUUUUGAUAAUGGAACUCUCUACCUAAACCAGGUUGGUAUUUCAGAGGAAGGGGACUACACCUGCUAUGCUGAGAACCAGGGGGGCAAGGAUGAAAUGAUUGUACAUAUCAGUGUGCUGACUGCUGCCCCCAGGAUACGUCCACCCAGCCAUACCUACACCAGGGUGAAGCCUGGAGGGAACAUACGCUUUGAUUGUGAAGCACUUGGGGAACCCAAACCCAAGAUCCUUUGGAUGCUGCCGACCAACGAUGUAAUUGCAGCAUCAAAUGAAAGGUACCUGAUGCAUGUCAAUGGCUCACUUGACAUCAGAAAUGUGAAGGUUAUGGAUGGUGGGAAUUAUAUUUGUAUGGCUCGCAACCCCGCUGGAGAAAACAGAAAAGUCUACAAGCUUGAUAUAGACGGGAAUCCACCAGUGAUCAAUGGCUACCAGCAGAACAGGACAGUAAUCAAAGAUGUAGCUGUUAAAUUUGCAAGGAAAUUAAUAGACUGUAAAGCAGAGGGCAAUCCCACUCCAAGUAUCACUUGGAUUAUGCCUGAUAACAUCUUCCUGACAGCACCAUACUUUGGCAGCAGGAUUAAUGUCCACCACAAUGGGACAUUAGAGAUUCGUAAUGUGCGGCCGACUGAUACAGCAGAGUUCAUAUGCAUGGCAAGGAAUGAUGAAGGGGAGGCAGUAAUGGUGGUGCAGCUGGAGGUGAGCGGCACGCUCCGAAGACCGAUCUUUAAGAACCCCUUCAACGAACGUAUUGCGUCUCGGAACGGGAAAACCACAGUAUUAAACUGCUCUGCUGAUGGACACCCAAUGCCUGAGAUCAUUUGGACCUUGCCUAAUGGCACUCGGUUUACCAGUGGACCUGACCGUGGGCCUCGCCACCACCUCGGCAGUGAGGGGACUUUAAUCAUCUACAAUCCAAACAAAGAGGAUGCAGGGAAGUACCGCUGUGGUGCCAGGAACAUUGUGGGCUACAUAGAGAAGCUAAUAAUUCUUGAUGUUGGUCAGAAGCCUUACAUCCUGACAAGGCCUAGGGGCAUCAUACGAAGUGUGUCUGGAGACCCCCUUUUCCUUCACUGUCUAUCUGAUGGGAGUCCCAGACCCAGAAUCUACUGGACCACACCAGAUGGCCACACUCUGACUCGGCCUCAAGUUCUUGGGCGCUAUCACUUACUACAGAAUGGUACUCUGGUUAUUCAGGACACUACUCUACACGACCGAGGGAACUAUGUGUGCAGGGCUCGCAACGAUGCUGGGGAGGCUGUGCUCACUGUCCCUGUUGUCAUCAUCGCAUAUCCUCCUCGGAUCACUGCAGGACCACCUCCUAAUGUGAAGGCAGUGACCGGGACACCAAUCCAUCUCAACUGUGCUGCCACUGGCAUUCCCAAGCCAGAGAUCACUUGGGAGCUGCCUGAUCGCUCAGUUCUGUCAGCGGCAGAACAGGGUCGGCCCAUGGGUAGCGAACUGCUUCAUCCACAGGGCACACUUAUCAUUCAGAGACCCACAAUCUCAGACUCUGGCACAUACAAGUGCCUAGCCAAGAACCAACUGGGUACAGACUCAAAGGCCACAUAUGUACGUGUACUGUGAGAAAAAGACAUGUUUUCUCACAUGUGGAUUUGUGAGGAUCCCAGCUUGUGGAAUAUUAUUAAAUAGGUGACAAAUGUGGAUUAAAAAAAUAAACAGUUCCCAAGAAGAGAAGAGAAACAGACAUUUUUAAGGGAAAAUUAUGUGUUUUUUUAAACUGGAAAACCCAGCCUGGAGCUAAAAAGUUGUUAUUAUAACUUUGGAACUGGGGGUCUGGAAAUUCAGAGGUGGUUCUCAUUUGGCAUGGUUCUCAUGGGAGAAAAAGGGCCAAUGCAUGGAGUCAAACUGUAAAUGAUUUCUCUGAGCAGGCGUUGCUGGCCACACAUAGGGAUACUAUUACAGCAUAUAGACUGAGAGGGAGAAAUUUGUGUAAUAGACUGAUUGAAAGAAAAAAACACUCCCAGGAGGAGUUUAAUUCCCUUUAGACAUUUUCCUGAAGUUGUUGCUGCCAUAACAUGUUGCUUUGUCCUUUAACAGCAAAUGAAAAAGACAGCAGAUGGAGUAUAUAGUAUCAUGUCUUUCAAGAGCAAGUCAUUGGAUUUUGUGGAAGAUAAGAUUUUUAUUAAAAAAAUAAUGAGGCUUGUUUUACACUGGAUACGUAUUGACAUGGACAGUACAGGGCUUUCAUGCCCGAAUUACAUCAGAUUUCUUAACUAUAUGUUUUAUAUUUUAAUGAGUUUAAAGCAGAUUCCUUUAUGUCUAUCACAGUGCAGUCCAUUGGUCCAAAAUACUAAAUCAGUCUAUUGUGUUGUACACAAGAAUUUACAGUAAUGUUAUACAUUAUGCUAAUCUGUAAUAAUACAGUAUAUGUUUAUCUGUUUGUAGUAUCUACUUUAUCAAAAUAUGGGAGAAAAAUGACAUUACAAAGUGAAUUCUGCUCAUGUCUUUUUAAUGUUUUUAUUGUACAAUUUGAUGCGUUUCAUGUACAUAAAGAACAGUACAUGAUUGUUGAAGGUGCAGAGGAUUGGCUAUACUGGAAUGCUAGUAUAAUGCUGUUGUAAUGAAGGUCAUUAGGAUUAUCCAGUUGUACCUACAGGAGGAGGUCAUGGCAGUAGAAACCUUCCUGACAUACACAGUUUUAACUCUCCAGCUGUGAAAAUAGUUCUUGACCCAGCUCGUCAGUGAGGAGGACCCGCAGGGGAGCCUUUGAUAUUUGUUUGUGUUUGUGUGCUGAUUUUACUGCCCUCCUGCAAAUUGAACAGUGAGGUGUGGGAUGAUGUCAAGACAGAAAAAAGGGAACAAAGCCAUAUGUUUUUAAAUAUAUGAAUCUGUGUGUAAUUGAUUUUAUGUACUAUUCCUGUUAUAUACUAAGAAAAGAUAGAAAUAUAUUGCUACAACACAAAAAUUAAAUGAAUAAUGGUGAAUUAA
This is a messenger RNA of Acanthopagrus latus (yellowfin seabream), 9060 nucleotides long. RefSeq names its product immunoglobulin superfamily, member 10 (gene igsf10). Gene Ontology annotation, molecular function: protein binding. The transcript is spliced from 9 exons. The record is from RefSeq and is a predicted model, not a curated record. The coding region runs from base 1 to 7695 and encodes 2564 amino acids. Gene Ontology annotation, cellular component: extracellular region. Lineage: Eukaryota; Metazoa; Chordata; Actinopteri; Spariformes; Sparidae.